Drosophila bipectinata is the source of this 2512-nucleotide messenger RNA. RefSeq names its product ribosome biogenesis protein BOP1 homolog. Gene Ontology annotation, biological process: maturation of LSU-rRNA from tricistronic rRNA transcript (SSU-rRNA, 5.8S rRNA, LSU-rRNA); ribosome biogenesis. Gene Ontology annotation, cellular component: PeBoW complex; preribosome, large subunit precursor. Gene Ontology annotation, molecular function: protein binding; ribonucleoprotein complex binding. NCBI's taxonomy places the organism in Eukaryota, Metazoa, Arthropoda, Insecta, Diptera, Drosophilidae. The record is from RefSeq and is a predicted model, not a curated record.
CACUAUCCCCUAACUGCAACACGUGCGCCGCGGUAGUUUUGUUUUCCCCCAAAAAUGACUAAAAAACUCACACUUAAGCGAAAAGGUAAAGAUCCGGAGCCCAAAAAUGAAGUAGCCGCCAGUUCCGAGGCCUCCGACAACGAGGAAGAAGAGGACCUGUUACAAGCGGUGAAAGAUCCUGGAGAGGAUUCUACCGAUGACGAGGGCAUUGAUCAGGAGUACCAGUCUGAUAGCAGCGAGGAUCUGGAGUUUGAAAGCGAUGAGGAGGGCAAUUACCUUGGCAGAAAGAAAGGAUCAGGCAGUUCAGAAGGGGAAGAUGAUGAAGGUGAUGAAGAAGACGAAGAGGAGGAUGAGGAAGAUGAUGAUAGUGAAGAUGACGAGUCUGCUGAGGAUGGAGACGGAGAGAAACCCACCACUUCCAAACAAAAAAAGUCUGACGAUGAGCCAAGCAGCAGCAAAGUUUCAAAGAAACCCCAACCUCCAAAGGAACUGGUCAAGAGGGAUCCCUCUCACCCGGAGUACCGCGACUCUGACACCUCCGACGAAGAAGAUAUACGCAAUACUGUUGGAAACAUACCCAUGCACUGGUAUGACGAAUACAAACAUAUUGGCUACGAUUGGGAUGCCAAGAAGAUUGUGAAACCCCCACAGGGCGAUCAGAUCGAUGAGUUCUUGCGCAAGAUCGAGGAUCCGAACUUCUGGCGUACCGUCAAGGACCCUCAAACCGGACAAGAAGUACUCAUCACCGAUGAGGACAUUGCCUUGAUCAAGCGCAUUGUUUCCGGACGCAUUCCAAACGAGGAUCACAAUGAGUAUGAACCCUGGGUGGAGUGGUUUACUUCGGAGGUGGAGAAGAUGCCCAUUAAGAACGUGCCGGACCACAAGCGAUCCUUCCUGCCGUCUGUUUCCGAGAAGAAGCGAGUUGGUCGCAUGGUACAUGCUCUCAAAAUGGGCUGGAUGAAGACCACCGAGGAGGUGGAACGAGAGAAACAGGCUAAGCGCGGUCCCAAGUUCUAUAUGCUCUGGGAGACGGACACUAGUCGGGAGCAUAUGCGCCGCAUACACGACCCUGUCUCGGCCCCCAAACGUGACUUGCCAGGACACGCAGAAUCCUACAACCCGCCACCAGAGUACCUCUUCGACGAAAAAGAAACCAAGGAGUGGCUGAAGCUGAAGGAUGAACCGCACAAGCGGAAGUUGCACUUUAUGCCCCAGAAGUUUAGCUCCCUACGUGCGGUGCCCGCUUAUUCGAGAUACCUCCGCGAACGUUUCCUCCGCUGUCUCGAUCUUUACCUUUGUCCUCGUGCCAAGCGUGUGAAACUGAAUAUUGAUGCAGAGUACCUCAUUCCGAAGCUUCCAUCGCCACGUGACCUGCAACCCUUCCCCACAAUCGAGAGUCUGGUUUAUCGCGGCCACACAGACUUGGUGCGUUCGGUUAGCGUGGAGCCCAAAGGCGAAUACAUCGUAUCUGGCUCAGAUGACAAGACUGUCAAGAUUUGGGAAAUUGCUACUGGUCGCUGCAUCCGCACAAUUGAAACCGAAGACGUGGUACGCUGCGUUGCUUGGUGUCCCAAUGCCAAACUCUCUAUUAUUGCCGUGGCUACUGGCAAUCGUCUUUUAUUGAUCAAUCCCAAAGUGGGUGACAAGGUGCUGGUGAAGAAAACCGAUGACCUACUGGCCGAGGAGCCGAGCUCGGAUGUAAUUGAGAGCGAGCGCAUCAAGGCGGCCGUACAGUGGUCUACUGCAGAGGCCGCCGAGCAGGAGAAGGGCGUCCGAGUUGUGAUAAAUCACUUUAAACCCAUUCGCCAGGUCACCUGGCACGGACGCGGGGACUAUCUGGCCACGGUCAUGCCAGAGGGUGCCAAUCGUUCCGCUCUGAUUCACCAGCUGUCCAAGCGCCGUUCACAAAUACCAUUCUCCAAGAGCAAGGGUCUCAUACAGUGCGUGCUGUUCCAUCCGGUGAAGCCCUGCUUCUUCGUGGCGACGCAGCACAACAUUCGUAUCUAUGAUUUGGUCAAACAGGAACUGGUCAAGAAACUGCUCACAAACUCCAAGUGGAUAUCUGGCAUGUCCAUUCAUCCGAAGGGAGACAAUCUUCUGGUCUCCACAUACGACAAAAAGAUGCUUUGGUUUGACUUGGACUUGUCCACCAAACCGUAUCAGACCAUGCGCCUUCAUCGCAAUGCUGUGCGAAGUGUGGCCUUCCAUCUCCGGUAUCCUCUAUUUGCUUCUGGCAGCGACGACCAGGCUGUGAUUGUUUCACAUGGCAUGGUAUACAAUGACCUGCUGCAGAACCCCCUUAUUGUGCCUCUCAAGAAGCUGCAGACGCAUGAGAAACGCGAGGACUUUGGCGUCCUCGACGUCAACUGGCAUCCUAUCCAGCCUUGGGUCUUCUCCACGGGAGCUGAUUGCACCAUCCGACUCUACACGUAACUUUGUAGUUUGCUUGAUUGACAGUUUUCGAAAGUUAAAUGGAGUUUCUAUAGUUAUUAAAUAUAAUUUUUUAAAGGAA